UAUAAACUAAUUUGGAAUAUUUUUUUCGUUUACUAAAAAGAUAGCUCAAUACAUUUUGGCCAAGAUUUAUGAAGAAAGAUUAUUUAUUUGCAAAAUUAUAUAAGAAAAACACCUUUUUUUUCAAAAUGUUUGGACUUUUUAAUUUAUCUAGAAAAAAAAUACAAAUCCCAGUGGUGAAUAAAUACCACCAAAAUAAAGUUUUAUCUGUCUCAAAAAAAUUCUAAAAAAUUCAUAUGGGUACAGUUGUUGCAUGACCACGCAAUUGUCAUUCAAAGUGUGGCAGUGCAAAAAUCUGAAAAUUGGCCUGGGCAGGAAGUGGGUAAAUGUCCCCGGUAGGCAAGUGGGAAA
Messenger RNA from Staurois parvus, 348 nucleotides. The record is from the annotation of a GenBank genome assembly. Lineage: Eukaryota; Metazoa; Chordata; Amphibia; Anura; Ranidae.